UUACAAAAUAAAAAAACAAAAAUGAAUGAAGUUAAAUAUGGCAUCUUACAUUUCCUAUUACAGACUUACGUGAUUUUCGGCCGGUUAACCGGUGGCGUCACGUCGGCGCCGGCGCCGGUGGAGAUAGCCAAGGGAAAUGACGGUCUGGAGAAAGUCAUCCUUCGUCAUGUCCGCGGCAGCUCAGCGGAGAUAUACCUUUAUGGCGGGCAAGUAACAUCAUGGAAGAAUAAGCAUGGGGAAGAGCUGCUUUUCCUCAGUAGUAAGGCUUUAUUUACACCACCAAAGCCAAUUCGUGGGGGCAUCCCUCUUUGCUUCCCACAGUUUUCAAACCUCGGCCCUCUGGCCUCCCAUGGAUUUGCAAGAAAUCGGCUCUGGAUGAUCGACCCUUCCCCACCUCCACUCUCGACUAAUUCUCCCAAAGAGACAUCUGUGAACUUGAUUCUGAAGCCUACCGAAGAAGACUUGAAAAUUUGGCCUCAUAGAUUUGAGUACAGACUACGCGUAACUUUGGGACCUUCCGGAAAUCUGAUGCUGACUUCUCGCGUUAGGAACACUGAUGCAAAGCCUUUCACAUUCACAUUCGCCUAUCACGCCUACUUCUCUGUUUCUGAUAUCCGUGAAGUUCGUGUCGAAGGAUUGGAAAAGCUCGACUACCUUGACAACCUGAAGAACAGAACACGAUUCACUGAACAAGGCGAUGCUGUUGCAUUCGAAUCUGAAGUGGAUAGAAUAUAUCUAACUACGCCUCCAAAAGUUGCGAUUUUGGACAACGGAAGGAGUCGAACAUUCACCGUCCGUAAAGAUGGCCUUCCUGACGCCGUUGUUUGGAAUCCUUGGGAGGAGAAGGCGAAGACGAUAUCUGAUUUAGGAGAUGGCGAGUAUAAGAUCAUGGUGUGCGUCGAAGCAUCCGCUAUUGAAAAACCGAUCGCUUUGAACCCCGGCCAAGAGUGGACGGGAAAGCUCGACCUUUCUUCCUCGCAUCCCCGCGAUCCUCGGGUUGUUCUUCGAGGAGAUUGAAGCUUCUUAUGGGUGGUUAUGUGAUCAUCGUUUCAAGUCAUCUUCCUCGUAAGGAAUUAUCACUGCUACCCGAAUGUUCGAGGGCAGGUACGUAUAGAUACAUACAUACGUGUGUGUGUGUAUAUAUAUAUAUAUAUUUAUAUAUGAGUUUGAUUGAUAUAAUUAAUGUUGGGUGGUGUUAAUAAAUUGAUGGAAUUGGUAUAAAAGUUUUCGAUAAAUAUGCAACGUGAGGGGCGCAUGUGCAUGUGCAUGUGCAUGUUUCGUUUUGGUACACUGUAUUGUCAUUGUUUCUAUUUUGUAAUUUUAUAAAUAA
Messenger RNA from Andrographis paniculata, 1330 nucleotides. Its product is annotated as putative glucose-6-phosphate 1-epimerase. Bases 22 to 1017 code for a protein of 331 amino acids. Gene Ontology annotation, molecular function: carbohydrate binding; isomerase activity. Lineage: Eukaryota; Viridiplantae; Streptophyta; Magnoliopsida; Lamiales; Acanthaceae. The record is from RefSeq and is a predicted model, not a curated record. The transcript has 9 exons. Gene Ontology annotation, biological process: carbohydrate metabolic process.